Calliphora vicina (urban bluebottle blowfly) is the source of this 712-nucleotide messenger RNA. Its product is annotated as C-type lectin 37Da-like. The transcript is spliced from 3 exons. Lineage: Eukaryota; Metazoa; Arthropoda; Insecta; Diptera; Calliphoridae. The record is from RefSeq and is a predicted model, not a curated record. Bases 39 to 575 code for a protein of 178 amino acids. Gene Ontology annotation, molecular function: signaling receptor activity.
ACUCUUUUCAACUUCAGUACACUUUACAUAUUCGCACAAUGUGGCAAAGUAUUUUUAAAAUUUGUUUCGCUUUUAGUUUGACUUCAGUGGCAUUAUCCUACUACAGUCCUCGGAUCAAUACGAAAUCUGUGGAUGAAUUCCCGAGUGACAUGAGUACAGCUCCAUUUAUAAAAUUGGGCCAAAAAUACUAUCAUUUUGGACACAAAGAGGUUAAUUGGUACAAAGCCUUUUUAGUAUGCCGCACUUUAGGCGGUGCCCUGGCUUCUUUUGAGACCGAGGAGGAAUGGAAAUUAUUAUCCGAUCACUUACUUACUUUGGGGGACAAACGUUAUUGGUGGGUUUCAGCAGCUGAUUUUGAAACAGAAAAUGAAUUCUAUUGGUAUCGUACUGGUGAACCUGUUUCCUAUGCAAAAUGGUCUGACAAUCAACCGGAUAAUUUUGAAGGCAACGAGGAUUGUGUAUUUAUGUGGUAUGAAAAUAAACAGUAUGAAAUGAACGAUUUUGAUUGCUAUGAUGUGGCUAAUUAUGUUUGUGAGUGUAAACCACCAUCAUCUAUAGUGGUGGUUGCGUAUUAAACCAAAAAUCUUUUCAAAAUGCAUAUUUAAUGUAAAAAUCAUAGACAAUUUUGUCAUUGUCAUAAUAUAUACUUAAGAUAAUUUAAAUAAAAUGUUUGUUAUAUUCCAAGUAAAUUAAUAAAGUCAUAUGAAGUAUU